CACUACUAUAAACAUACCGACAGUCCCAGCGAGACACCACGUCCUUCUUACACAACUUUCUCCAACUUUUCUCUCUCAUUGUCAACAUUUUUUUGUGCUGCUUUUAAAAAGAAACACAACGAAGAAGAAAACUUUGCUUUGAAGCAGCUCCAGGACUUUGUCUUUGCUUUGGCUACUUUUUUCCCCCAUGUCGCUCUAAAGUUUGCUAUGAUAAGAGACCAUCGAGAUUUGUGUUUUAUUUUGUUUUUGAUUUUUUUGCUGCCCAACCGGGAUUGUAAAGUUGUUUGAAUGACUAAAAUGAGGAUUAUUCAUUCGCUGUGAGCUUCAUCGACGUCGAGCACAGAAAAAAAAGAGGAGUUUCUUCGGCUGGGAGCAGAAGUCGGCAUGUAGCGCAGGAUCAGGGCAGCCCUUCCUCCUCGUCGUCAUCCUCCUCCCCUUCCUCUCUGGACACCUUUGGGAAUGGGCCAGCGCCUUGCCAGGGUGCAUCUCUCCACCCGGCGGUGUGGCUGGCGUCGCGCGAGAGUGAGGAGGGCAGCAGCCAGGUCGUAGAGCCGGCCCACCCCACUGACUUCUGACCUUUUGACUCAGCCGUGACCCCGCCUUGACCCUCCCCUCCGGCCCGCCAUGCCCUUCCGGCUGAAGCUGAGGCGCACGCGGCGCUACAAUGUCCUGAGCAAGAACUACUUUGUGACGCGGAUCCGCCUGCUGGACAACAAUGCGAUCGAAUGCACCCUGUCGGUGGAGAGCACGGGGCAGGAGUGUCUGGAGGCGGUGGCCCAGAGGCUGGAGCUACGAGAGACCCACUACUUUGGGCUGUGGUUCCAGGGGAAGACCCAAGCUCCGGCCCAGCGCUGGGUGGAACUCGAGAAACCCCUCAAGAAGCAGCUGGACAAGUUUGGCAAUGAGCCGCUGCUCUUCUUUGGAGUCAUGUUCUACGUCCCCAGUGUUUCCCGGCUGGAGCAGGAAGCCACCAGGUACCAGUAUUACCUGCAGGUGAAGAAGGAGGUGUUGGAUGGACGUCUGCACUGCGCCGUGGAGCAGGGGAUCAGACUAGCUGGCCUAGCAGUACAAGCCGACUUUGGAGACUUCACUCAGUUCCGCUCUCAGGACUUCCUCAGGGAGUACGUUCUCUUCCCAGUGAACUGGCCUAAUGUAGACGAGGUGCUGGAAGAUUGGACCCAGAAGGUCGCUGAGGAGCACAAGAGUCACUGUCGAAUGCAGCCGGCUGAAGCAGAGCUGCUGUACAUCAAGGAGGUAGAAAAACUGGACGGCUUUGGCCAGGAGAGCUUUGCUGCUAAGGACAACUACACCAACGACGUCUUCCUCGGCGUGUCGUUCAUCGGAGUGUUUGUCAAACACAGAAACGGCCGAACCAUCAUGCUGCACAAGUGGAAGGACAUUGGCACCAUCGCACACAACAAGGCAGCCAUCACAGUGGAGAUAACGAACCGAGACGACACCAUCAUUUUUCACAUGGAGGAUAUGGAAAUGGCCAAGUACAUUUCUCGUCUUUUCACGGCCAGACACAAAUUCUACAAACAGAACAAGAUCUGUGCAGAGCCGACUCACUCCCCAGCGCCGAUCAGGAGGAGACCCACCUGGACCCACCGCCUCUCUCUGCCGCGGCCUCAGUCCUGUAACUUCCAGUCGGUGCAUUCCCAGUAUGGAGAACAUUAUCAGGACACACAAAGCUCUCAAGACAGCAUCUUCCAUGACGACCCUUACUACAAGUCGGAGACCAGUCUGGUGGACCUGACCUUCCGAAACGGUACCGUGCCCAACGGCAGCAUGUACAGCAGCCCCAGCCUGAGCUCCCUCAACCGCUCCCAGACUUUCGUCCCGCCUUCGCCCAUGUCCUCCAACCUCAGCAUCCCCGGCAGCGAGCUCAUGCGGCCCGACUACAUCCCCAGCCACCGCCACAGCGCCAUCAUCGCUCCAUCCUACCGGCCCACGCCCGAGUACGAUGCCGUCAUGCGGCAGAAGCGGCGCAUGCUUCCCGCUCACCACGACCUCCACAGCCAGUCGCUGCGCAGCCUGAACAUCAGCAACGCCUGUGCUUACCGGCAGCCCGAGGCUCUGGUGUACAGCCAGCCAGAGAUGAGGGAGAGGGGCCCUUAUCAUAACCUGGGCCCCAGUCCUGGACCGUACGCACCACAGAUCAGCUACAGUAAGCCGGUGUCCCACGGCCCCCAUCAGGGAGGACCAGCCAGCAGCCAGGGCCCCUGUCAUUCCCCCUGUGUGAAUGGAGGUCCGGGCAGCGGUGGAGGCGUAGGAAGUUCUAUCUCUCAUACUGUCAGCACGCCUGAGCUGGCAAAUACCAAACAGCAGGGGACCAACAUGGGAAGCUACGCUGCUACGGCUAACAUGUUGAGGAACCACAUGUCGCGUCCUCCUCCGCCUUACCCCUCCAGCUCCUUCCGGCCAGCCACCAGCACGCCGGACCUGGCCAGCCACCGGCACCGCUGCAUCGGGGGCAGCAGUCCGGAGCUGGUCACCCGCAUGGUGCAGCUGUCGGUCAAGACGUUCCAGCCGGACAGCUCAGCUGUGGUGCACCAGUCGCUGCAGGAAGUUAGCGAGCCUUUAACUGCAGCUGCUAAGCACCGCUCCACUCUGGGCAAGAGGCACAGCAUGGAGGUGAUCAGCAGCAUGCGAGGAGGAGGAGGGAUGGAGGGCCUGGUGAUGAAGGGCAUGAACGCUCCUCUUCAUCGGAGGAAUACUCUCAGAGAACACGUGAUGCCCUCUCAGCCUCAGUCCAUCCCUCAGCCCCAGCCACAGACUCCUCAGUCCCAACCUCAGCCUCCACCUCCACCUCAGCAGCCCAAGGAGCUGCCCAUGCAGAUGCCCGCCCAGAAUACGCCCGAGGCUUCUGUUGUGCCGCCUGCACCGGUGGCCUACCAGCAUCAAAAGACUCUUUCCAACGCUACCAUGCUCAUACACAGCAGCGAGAGCGAAGAGGAGGAGGAGGAAGAGGAGAGGCCUGAGCUGGACGUUCAGAUCCCGGGCCUCAACGAGGACAUUAGCAUCAGCGCUCAGCUCCAAGCUGCUCUGGCCAAACUGCCUAACAAACCCCCUCCAGAGUACCCUGGGCCUCCUCGGCAGCCUGGCAACGCUCAAAUCCGCACCCACAGUCACAAUCACAACCACACUCACCACCACAACCACAACCAAGCACCGCAGGGCAGCCAGGGACCAGCGGACCCAAACCAGGUCCACGGCUGCACCCUCAAAACUGGACAGAACCAGGGUGCUGGCGGGCCUGGAGCCGGUGGGGGUGGUGGUGCAGGUGGUGGUGGGACACUGACCAGAGGGGAUCAGAGCGGGGUGAACGGAGGAGUUUUGGGUCCUUCCAUUUCAGAACCGGAUCUGACCAGUGUGAAGGAGAGGGUGAGGAAGGAGCCGGUCAAAGAGAGGCCGGUGUCGGAGAUGUUCUCCUUAGAGGAUAGCAUCGUGGAGAGGGAGUUCGCUCAAAGGACGCUGGAGAGGCAGAAGAUGUCCGUGGACUCCAUGAAGAGGCCGCUGAUGAUGGCCGCCCUCAACGGCCUCUACGUGGCCCGGAUGCCGGUUCCUGAGAGUCCGGCGGAGGACGGCGCCAAGGCAGCUACAGACGAAAGGUGUAAGACCUUGGAGUUGAAGCUGGAAGAAGAGCGGGUCUUCACCGAGUAUGAACAGGUGCCUAAGAAGAGGAGCGACUGCGUCCUCACGACGGCGACUCUGCCCGAAAACGCAGAGCGAAACCGUUUCCGUGACGUCGUUCCUUACGAAGAGAAUCGGGUCGAGCUGGUACCCAACAAGGAGAACAACACGGGCUACAUCAAUGCCUCGCAUAUCAAGGUCAUGAUCAGAGGGGAGGAGUGGCACUACAUCGCCACCCAGGGUCCGCUGGCCAACACCUGUGCCGACUUCUGGCAGAUGGUCUGGGAGCAGGGGGUCAACGUCAUCGCCAUGGUUACUGCCGAGGAGGAGGGCGGCAGGUCCAAGAGUCACCGCUACUGGCCCAAGCUGGGCUCCAAACACAACUCGGCCACUCACGGCAAGUUCAAGGUGACCACAAAGUUCCGCACCGACUCCGGCUGCUACGCCACCACGGGGCUGAAAGUCAAACACCUGCUGUCGGGCCAGGAGAGGACGGUCUGGCACCUGCAGUACACCGACUGGCCUGAGCAGGGCUGUCCUGAAUAUGUUCUGGGAUUUCUCUCCUACCUAGAGGAGAUCCAGUCUGUGAGGAGACACACUAACUCCAUGCUGGACACCUCAAAGAGCCUCAAUCCUCCUGUAGUGGUCCACUGUAGCGCCGGAGUGGGUCGCACCGGAGUGGUCAUCCUCACCGAGCUCAUGAUCAGCUGUCUGGAGCACAAUGAGCCGGUGGAGGUUCCCACCAUGCUGUCAGAGCUCAGGCAGCAGAGGAUGCUGAUGGUUCAGACCAUCUCCCACUACAAGUUUGUCUACCAGGUCCUCAUCCAGUUCCUCAAGAACUCGCGCCUCAUCUGAGCCCAGAGACCUUUAAUUUGACCUCAUGACGGCCCCAGAUGACGACAACGGUACUUUAAAGUUAGCAGGACUGUAUAGAGGACACAGUAAUCUGGUGGUGGUGGGAGGCAGAGAGAAGUUGAUGUAAAUUCAAACAAGCUCACCUAAAAGGAGGACAGGAUUAUGCCUGUAUAGACACCAACAACCGUUUCUCCUAAUCGGUGUAUUCAGAUUUGUUAGGUCUUCUUUGUGUGGAACAAGCAUCUUCUCCACACAGAUCACGUGAGUCAGCAGCUCGUCUGACCUGCAGGUGUGAAUGUGUUUGUGUUUGUUUAGAUUUCUUCAGAAAUAUCCUGAGAAAUCCAGUCUCGGUUUCGAGAGAGAGAGAGGUUGCCCUCCUGCUACAUUUCUCUUUUUUUAUUCAGCCAUCAUUAGAAAUGGCAUUAUGCUGCGUGAACAAUAGGUGGCAGCAGUAUUAUUCUAUACUCCAUACUCUGAAAGAGUUUGCCAAACAAAAGUAUUCCUUCAAUCACUGUUCUAAAAUGUUCCUUUAUUUUUAACAGAAUAUUGAUUAAUACAGCGAGUAUUUACUUCAGCAUCGUAACAAAUGUUUUUAUUUAUUUCUAUACAGACUGUGGUCACCUUUGCCAUCGGCUUUAGAUUUUUUUUAUUGGAUUUUCCUUCUGAAGAUGCCUCAUUAUAGAUAUCUCUACUAAGCGUCCUCUUUUACCUCUUUUACAUUCAAACACAAAAAGUACAUUUCAGCUAGUUUCCUCAGAUCACAGCUCCAUGUGAUCACAUGUUGUCUCUUACUAGGGGAAGAAAAAACACCCGGUAAUGAGUUUAAAUCAAUCUUUACUGUAGAACAAGAUGAUGUCCUAGCUUUAUUUUUCUGUGUGAUUUUGCUUCUUACGGCUGCUGGCAUUUUAUGAAAUACCACAAUUAUGCUCAAAAUUGUUAUUUUUCCAGAGAAAGUUCAAUAUGCAUACUUGUAUGUCUGAAAGGCUAUUCUCAAGACCUCAUGUAAGGAGAGGUGCUCCAUGGCCAAACAAAAGUCUCUCAGUGUCCCUGUAGACCUGUCCUUGGUCCUGUCUAAGAGCUUUAACCCAUAAGAACCCAGACCCAUUUUUCCUGAAAGGAAAAUUAUGUGGGAUAUACCACAGACCAAGUGGACCACAUAGGCUGGGGCACUCAAAGUGCUUGUUACACUGGUGUCACCAUGGGUUCUUAUGGGUUAAGGUUGUCAGGAGCAAGCAUCUUCCACAAAUUGACACAAAACAACCGCAAAUAGACACAAAACAGAAACAAAAAGACACAAAACAACCACAAAUAGAUAUAAAGACACACUAAAUGACCACAAAACAGCCACAAAUAGACAAAAAAACACAAAAAGACACAAAACAGCCUCAAAAAGACAUAAAACAACCACAAAUGGAUACAAAACAGCCAGCAAAAGACCCAAAAUGAUCAUAAAUAGGCCUCAAAAGGCACAAAACUAUCACAGAUUAGCAAAAAAUUAUUACAAAGUAUCCUAAAACUACCACAAAAAGACAUGUCUGACAUACAAAAGGCUAUGCUCAUUCAGCCAAGACCUAAUGUAAGGGGAGAUCUUGCUGGCGUUUAUUCCAGUCUGCACUGAUAUUGUUCAUGAUCUUGACCACUGGGCCCAUUUUAUGGAAAUCACUUGAGGCAUCUUGCUUACACCAAUCUUUGGUCAGCUUCAGUAUAUUGCCUCAAGAGACAGUGUCCAAACCGGGAUUCUUCUUCUGCCUCUGAUCAGUGUUUUCCUUAAAAUCUUACAGACAUUCACCAGUCAGGUGAGUCACUGAUUGUCAGUUUGGCCACAUAAUGCAUGAUUUUGCUGAUAAACUCUCAGUGAGUUAUUUAAAUUGCAAAUAUCUGUGGGUUUCAUAUACAUGCCAGUAGCCAAGAGAAGCCACCUCUAAAAACAAAAUAAAGGUGAAAAUUGAGUUUUUAUUAUGGAUAUGUGGUUCAUUUGAACUCAUUACUGACAUUUUCUAGAAUUAGUCCUCCCCUACUCUUACCCCAAAGCAUUUCAAAAACUCUACAAGUGUUUGUCCAAAUUGGAGAUAAUUUAUAAAGAUAAUUUCACUGUUUAUGUUUGUAGCCAAAAGAAAACCACGUACAGUAGAAGCUGUAUAUAACUUAUCAUUGUGCCUUAUUGAAAUAUGUAACCAUAAGAAGCUGCCUGUUUGUACUCUGGAAAGGUGAAUUUGAUGACGAUUUUUUUGUACCUCCAAAGAUUAAAUCUUCAAAUCAGUAUUUAGUACGUUGUUUCUUGUUAUAAGAAAGAAGAACUUUAACCCUCGUGUUGUCUUCAGGUAAAAAAUGACCCGGCAGCAGAGCAAAGCCCCUAAAUGUCCUUUUUCAACUUGAAAUUCGCUGACUUUUCCUGAAGUGAAAUUCUUCUGAUUGCCUUAGGUUAUGCAGUGAUUCAAAAGACGUGAGAAGACCAGUAUUUUGUAGUUGAGUUUUGUAGAUCUCCAUUCCAUUGUACAGUGUACAGCACACUGUUGUUUCCCUUCAAAAAUGCAUUUCAAGCCACUAGCCCUUUUGACCAAAAGGAACCCGGUGCUAGUUCGGUGCUGGUGCUUAGUUGGUUCAAAUCUCAUGCCUCUUGAGAAUCGGUUUGCUUUUCCAUUGGCAAGGAGUCAAGUUAGAGCCGUGCCAUUGCGUCACUGUAAAACGUCAGUACGUCGCCGCGUGUGUAGCCGUUCAGCAACGUUCGCGCAUUGUAACCAUGAACGUGCUGUUCUUGACUUUGGAAAGCCUACAUCCAGAAACAAAUAGUCAAACUCUUAGUAGCUACCCGUCUUCAUCGUACUAACAGGCAGCAGUGAUUAAAUUUGAGAAGACUAAUCAUCAGAGUAGAAAUGUUCUGAUCCUUAACGGUGGUGUGUUAGCGUGAGCUUGGAUUUGGCGUCCAUAUUUACACUAACACUAAACGCUACUACGGCUGUUUAAAAAUGGCGGGUCUGUGUUUUCACCGUUGAUCAUUGGUCACUGUAACGCCGCCCCCAACCCGUGACGUACUUGGUUUUUAACUCUGGCCCUGCAAAGAAUUGGUGCUUGAAAAGCACCAGUUUUUGGGGCCUGGAGUUGGUGCUCAGUUGGUGGAAACACAAAGAACUGGUGCUAAGUCAUGCUCUGCAACCAGCUAGGUAGAAAAGGGCCAAUUCUGAACAUUUCCAGUACUUUCUUAGGAUAUAGAAAUGCUAUCUCUUGCUUAACAAAUGGAGUUUACACCUUUAGCAGCAAUAAUAGUGAUAAAAAAAACUUCUACUUUAGUAAAGAAAACAGCUACAACGUGUUAAAUCCAGUCUUUCUUCCCUCUGAAGAGCAUAAAACCCAGACGUUCACUAAGUGUGUGAUGCAGGACAUGUUUCUUCAUGUAAAAUAGAUUUUUGGUUGAAAUUUCAAUGAAGCUGCUCUAUUUGUGAGGCUCAGUGGAGGAGCGUUGGGACUGGAAGAGUUUACGGGAUGUUAAGACAACACAAGGGUUAAGGUUGCAGAUCUUUUACCUGCUUCUCAGGUAGGAUCUGACCUCAACAGAUGCUGAUAUAUCGGUUUAUUUUUGAAGGAUAAAAGUGGCCCAACAGACUUUGCCAAAAAAAAAAAUCAUAAAAAUAAUUAAAUCUCGAGCCCAAUAUUCCUGUGUUGCCGUAUUCAUAAAUCCUGUUUAUAAAUAUACAACUUUCUGCAGAUUUUCUUCUUACAUAUUGCAUCAAAUAUCUGAAUUGUGUACAUACAUAACAGGCGUGUGAGAAAAAGAUUUCUACAAGUGUUUUAUGUAAUUUCCUCUUCUUGACUUGGUACCCUUAAAAUACCGCGACAAAAUAAACUAUGCAUGCGUUUUCAUAUUUCACUGUAUAUAUUCUCAGAUAAGCUUCUCUUCAUAUAUAAGUGUUUUGUUGCACUUCUGUUCUCUUUGACAGUAUUUUUCUCACACGGCAUUCCACUGUUUGUUGAUAUUUAAUUUUUUUCCCCUUUUCUUUUUUGCCCAAACUCCCAAAUACAUUUCAAAAAUGUGUACAUAUGUUUUGUAUAUGCAUUUUCAGUGCAUCAAGACUUUUGUUUUCUCUCCCCUGACAUGUAUGAAGCUGUUGUACUUGCUUAUUAUGCAAUAAAGCCUUAUUUUCUUUAA
Messenger RNA from Acanthochromis polyacanthus (spiny chromis), 8632 nucleotides. Its product is annotated as protein tyrosine phosphatase non-receptor type 14. The transcript is spliced from 20 exons. The coding region runs from base 625 to 4488 and encodes 1287 amino acids. Gene Ontology annotation, molecular function: protein tyrosine phosphatase activity. Gene Ontology annotation, biological process: lymphangiogenesis; protein dephosphorylation. The record is from RefSeq and is a predicted model, not a curated record. Gene Ontology annotation, cellular component: cytoskeleton. Lineage: Eukaryota; Metazoa; Chordata; Actinopteri; Pomacentridae.